Molecule: messenger RNA, 586 nt
Organism: Daphnia magna
Lineage: Eukaryota; Metazoa; Arthropoda; Branchiopoda; Diplostraca; Daphniidae
Exons: 3
Coding region: 122-529 (135 amino acids)
Source: RefSeq, a predicted model, not a curated record
GUUCCUCUAUUUUGGGGUGGUUGGGGUGGCUGGGAGGGUGGAAGAGAAGAAAUGAAAGAAGAGGGGUCGUUCAGCCAAUGAGAAGAGAGCUUUGGUGUUUUUUUUUGUGUGUGGAACCUUCAUGUCUUGCUGUGUCGAUCCCAGGCCGAGACGUGACGUCGACGAAUGUAAUCGGCCCUUCAUUGGAUCCAAAAUGGCGGCUCAGACACGACAAGAAGCCGCCUCUAACAGCCAAUCGUGUAAAGCGCCCUGCGCAACGAUGGCUAGCUGCUGUUCCCUCUCUUCAUACACAAAAAUGAGAAGCCUACACAUUGCUUCAUUCGGACAAAUUCUUACCAUUUUUCCGCCAAGGUUUGACACAGACGUCCGUACAAAAUCCAUUGAGAGGACAUUUUUCCAGUCCACACCCCAAGGCUUCAACCGGAAUCCAAUAAUUCCAGUCAGACAUUACGAUACGCGUUUAAUGGCCUAUAUAAUAUUGAUACAGACCGCUCGCAAAAAGACGACACUCUUCUUUUUCGCACUUUAAAGCCCGUACAUGCAGCAGUGAUGUACACACAUAAUACAGAAUUGAUGCGAAUGACGA